GUGAAAUAGAAUAAUUUAUUUAAUUUAAUUUAUUAAAAUCAGAGGGAAAUACAUUUUAUUUAACAUACAAUUAUGCCACCAAAGCGAAGUGCUAUUUGUCGAACUACAAAUCAAGCAAAAAGGAGAAGAGAAGAACGAGCUACAGAAACAAGUGAGCAGAGAAAAACUAGGCAAGAACAAGAUCGAGUUCACACUGCUCUUGCUCGAUCACUAGAAAUGAGUGAGCAGAGGCAAGCAAGGCAAGAAAGAGAUCGAGUUAACACUGCUCUUGCUCGAUCAUUAGAAACGAGUGAGCAGAGAAAAACUAGGCAAAAAAGAGAUCGAGUUCACACUGCACUUGCUCGAUCAUUAGAAACGAGUGAGCAGAGAAAAACUAGGCAAGAACAAGAUCGAGUUCACACUGCUCUUGCUCGAUCACUAGAAACGAGUGAGCAGAGGCAAGCAAGGCAAGAAAGAGAUCGAGUUAACACUGCUCUUGCUCGAUCAUUAGAAACGAGUGAGCAGAGAAAAACUAGGCAAGAAAGAGAUCGAGUUCACACUGCGCUUGCUCGAUCACUAGAAACGAGUGAGCAGAGGCAAGCAAGGCAAGAAAAAGAUCGAGUUAACACUGCACUUGCUCGAUCAUUAGAAAGGUAUUUCAUGCACAUUCCCACAGUAUCCAAGCCGCCAACAAACGAACAGCGUACGCGACCCCAAUCCGCGCACUUGCAAGGUCAGCACACGUCAUGUGCGGGUUGUUUGAAUGCUCUGCACUUGAGUCGCGAGGAGUUUGUUAUUGCUUUGGGACAAGAGUGGCACAGCGAGUGUUUCCGUUGCUCGGUUUGUGAUGUACAUUUGCACAAUUGGUAUUUUGAGAAGGAGGGAUUGCUAUUUUGUCGCGAGGAUUAUUAUCAGCGUUUCGGUGAAGCUUGUCAACAAUGCAGUGCCGUGAUAACAGGGCCUGUUAUGGUUGCUGGUGAUCAUAAAUUUCAUCCGGAAUGUUUCUGUUGCAGUGCUUGCGCAACUUUUAUUGGCGAUGGUGAAUCCUAUGCUUUGGUCGAACGAUCUAAAUUGUAUUGUGGAACGUGUUACAAAAAACAAACUAGCCCCACAAGUGAAACGGACGGCGGAGGUAAUGCUAAACCUUUGCAUUCGAUACGUUUAGUGGAAAUUCCGAAGGAUGCCACACCGGGCUUAAGGCUAUCCGUAGAUAAUGUUAGCGUACAGCGUCAUUUCAUAGAUGGUAGCUCUCCAGUACAUGGUUUCAUUGCGCCUACCGUGCGUUUAGAUGGUAGCGGUGGGGCAGGCGAUAUUUGUCCAGCUGUGAGAAUUUCAGAAUUCAUUUGUAGAAUAUAUGGCAGAGUGGGAAAAUACGUAUUCUCCUUUAUAACAUCAGUGAUCGAUCAAUGUUGUGGUGCAUAUAGAAUCGAUGUAAAUUUAGCAAACUUGCAUAUUGGCGAUCGUAUUUUAGAAGUGAAUGGCACACCAGUCAGUGACACUUCGAUCGAACAUAUUGAUAAACUGAUACGCAGUACAGAGAAAAUACUACAACUAACCGUUGAGCACGAUCCAGUACAAGUUUGUCGUAGCUGCAGCCAGGCCGAUAUACAGAAAGCCACGAUUGAAGCACCGCCAUUGGCAACAUCAGCGUCAAGUAUAGAAGUGUAUGGCCGUAACGAAAACAAUCUAAACACAAAAAACGAUAAGGAACGACUUUUCAAACGUAAAGAUGAAGGUUAUAUCAGUGGCACAAAGACACGACAAUUGCGCAAAAAUAAAAAUUUAAAUAUGAUAACACAUGAUGUGAAUCAAAUGCCGCACACCACAAAUACAACAACAACAAAUCUACCAUUUAAAGAAAAAGAACGCUGUUCCAGUAUGUCAAAAUUGUUGGAUGAGCAACAUGCUCAACCGCAGGAUAUGUAUGAUUUAUCGCGCACCAAGUCAUUCCGUGUUGAACCUAAGCCACAGCGCAUAUUUCGUGCGUCUGACUUAGUACUAGGUGAACUACUUGGAAAAGGAUUUUUUGGACAAGUCUAUAAAGUAACACAUCGCCUUACGAAGGAAGUCAUGGUACUUAAGGAACUAUAUCGCGUCGAUGAAGAAGCGCAGCGUAAUUUUUUAAAAGAAGUCGCAGUUUUGCGUUCACUGCAUCAUAAGAAUGUGCUUCGUUUUAUUGGCGUUUUGUACAAAGACAAAAAGUUACAUUUAGUUACGGAAUAUAUACCAGGUGGUUCUUUGAAGGAGUUAAUACACGAUUCGGGCCUGCCAUUAACAUGGCCACAACGUGUUUCAUUUGCAAAAGACAUUGCUUGUGGCAUGAGUUAUUUACAUUCCAUGAAUAUAAUACAUCGGGAUUUGAAUUCGUUAAAUUGUUUAGUGCGUGAUGAUAAAAGCGUGAUUGUAGCAGACUUCGGUUUGGCAAGAAUUAUAACGUCACCUCUAUAUAGUAGUUCUACAACAAGCGGUGGUAAUGGCACAAAUUCGAAUACUGGCACUUUUGGUCGAAGUAAAAGUCGACAAAGGCGUCAACGUUACACAGUCGUGGGUAAUCCAUAUUGGAUGGCACCUGAAAUGAUGAAAGGCUUAAAAUACGAUGAAAAAGUUGAUGUCUUCUCGUUUGGAAUUGUGCUUUGUGAGGUACGUAUUAAGGAAUGA
This is a messenger RNA of Teleopsis dalmanni, 2637 nucleotides long. RefSeq names its product LIM domain kinase 1-like. The coding region runs from base 73 to 2637 and encodes 854 amino acids. Gene Ontology annotation, biological process: actin cytoskeleton organization; protein phosphorylation. Gene Ontology annotation, molecular function: ATP binding; protein serine/threonine kinase activity; protein binding. The transcript has 4 exons. Lineage: Eukaryota; Metazoa; Arthropoda; Insecta; Diptera; Diopsidae. The record is from RefSeq and is a predicted model, not a curated record. Gene Ontology annotation, cellular component: nucleus; cytoplasm.